Messenger RNA from Cryptomeria japonica (Japanese cedar), 1564 nucleotides. RefSeq names its product transcription factor MYB8. The record is from RefSeq and is a predicted model, not a curated record. Bases 361 to 1215 code for a protein of 284 amino acids. Lineage: Eukaryota; Viridiplantae; Streptophyta; Pinopsida; Cupressales; Cupressaceae. The transcript is spliced from 5 exons.
AAUGGGCCGACCUCCCAAAGAUGUGCUCAUUUUUCUCCUGACGAAGAUCAAUUACUUAUUGAUUUUAUCCACAGAAAUGGCCAUAGUAAUUGGCUUGCGCUCCCUAAGAAAGCAGGGCUUCUUAGAUGCGGGAAAAGCUGUCGUCUGCGGUGGAAUAAUUACCUUAGACCAGACAUCAAACGGGGGAAUUUUAGUUGAGAGGAGAAGCGAGCAAUCAUUAAACUUCAGGAAAUUUUCGGCAACAGGUGGUCUGCCAUUCCCUCACGCUUGCCUGGAAGAACAGAUAAUAUGAGAUAAAGAACGUGUGGAGAACUCAGUUGCAGAAGAAUCUUCUAGAAAUGGCAGUCGAUCCAGUGUCAAAUGCAGCACCAGCGCGUUUUACUUCACACAAUAACUCCAAGUACACUCAUGUUUCAAUGGAGCCAAUUCAUUUAUUCAAGGAGGACAGGACUUCUGAGAUGUGGCAAAAGCUGUCGUCUGAGGUGGAUUAAUUACCUGAAACCAGGCAUUAAACGGGGAAAUUUCAGUGCCGAAGAGGAGGAAGCCAUUAUAAAACUUCACCAGAUUUAUGGCAACAAGUGGUCUGCCAUUGCCUCACGCCUGCCUGGAAGAACAGAUAAUGAGAUAAAGAACGUCUGGAAUACCCACUUGAAGAAGAGUCAUCUCCAAAUGCCAUUAACGACUAAGGAUUCGCCUGCAGAUGAUUUGGGUAUAAAAUUUCCAUGUGAAACAAAGGCUUCUACUGAUUGUCCCACCACAAUCUCUCACUUAUCCGACUCAGACAAGCCGUCAAGUGAAAUUUUUCCAUGUAUGAGUAACAUGGAUAGUGAGAGUAUCACUGAGGAUUCUGCUUCAACUUCAGAAUGGCCUCAGUUGAAUCGUAUAAACUCAUUUGUUGGGUGUGAUCAAGAUCCUUUAACUAUUGGAGAUGAUACUAAUCUUGAGGAUUUUCUUAUAGAUAAGAGCAUUAUAUUGGAAGAAAGGUGGUUUCCAAUGCAAAGUGAGAAUACAAUCACAUCAGAAAUGACUUGGGAGCAAAGCUUAAACCUGAAUGCUCAUUAUUUCAUGUCUUCUUAUCCGGAAGAUGAUAUUUUAUGUAGUACGCAUAGUGAAGGGGCACUGUGGAAUAGGGUGAUGGGGGGUGAUGAUGAGGAGGAUCCCACUGAUUACUGGUUGAACGUUUUGAGUCAAACGGGGACAUCGCCCUCAUUCUAGCAAGUCACUCCACUUGCUAAGCUUUUCCAGCUUGCAAUUGACCCAAGGAAGAUUCCCCUCAGCUUCUUUACAUACAUGUUCCAGGGUGAGUGCGAAUGUGAAUGUAUACAUGUUUUGGUCAAUAAUAUUAACUGGUCAACAUUGCAGAUUACUGGAAUCCUCCUAAGCUCGUCAGUGCACAUAUUGACUUUACAAGGAAGUAAACAUUCCGUAAGGUGAGAUUUAAUAGAAUGAUAGUUGUAGCUAUAUUUAUUUUGAAAGAAAAUAAAUGUUUAAUAUAGGAAGGAAAUUUAACAAGUUUUUGCAUUAUGUCUAUAUUAUGGAGGGUUGAGUUUACAGUCAAGGUCAA